AUCAACUUCGACGUGCGAUUUCGCCUUUACAUCAGUCAUGAAUUUUAACUCGGAAUCGGAUCCUGCUCAAGCCGCUGACAAGAAACCUCUAUCAGCACUGUCUGUUUCAGAAUCACAGAAGCUCAACACCGAUCUGUUAGAGAGCAUUGCCAAGUGUAUGCAGGUUCAGAACUCCCUCUACAGACUCGUGCUGCUUAAGUUACAUUCUCGAGUCAAAGAUGCUGGUGAAACGUGUAGUCGUGAGUUUGACAGCAAGGAGGUAGAACUACAUGAAGCGUCAAGUGCUGCAAUCUCUGGAAUGAAUGUGAAAGAUUCUCCUGACCCUGCGAUCGUAAAGAGUCCGGAUGCUGAAGAAGGCCUAGACUUGAGUUUCAAUGAUCCCACGAAAAAACCUAACAUUAAGAGUCUGGAUGGUAAUGAUAAAAAUGUCGGCAAGAGGGGUGCAGAUGUGAUGAUAACGGCUUCCAAUAAUGGAAAUCUAAAAGACAUUUCUGGAAUUUCGCCCAAGGCACCCAAAUUAGAGAGUCUGGAAGGCCCUCUUUCUUCUUUUAACAGAGAAGGAAAAAAAGGACUUUCUGACACUUCUGGUUUCUCCAGCCUGGAUGGCACAGGAGCGACUCUGAAUGAUACUCCCGAGGCCCUUCUGGGGAACCAAAAAGGAGGUCCGAAGGAUGCUUCUAAAACUCUACUGAACGAGCUUGCACAGCCCUUGCAGGCCUUAAUUCGCUGUACACAGAUUCAGAGAAGUCUCUUUCACAAAUUGAUCCAAGUGAACGCUAUCACCAGUAACGAUGGAACUGCUUUAUCAUCAGGUAUAUGCCGUAGCAUGAUUGUUUUUGAAAUUAAAGAAAGUUGAUUUCUCUUACAAUUGUAGAUGAAUCUAGCAAAUGGUCGCGAAUUCUUCAGAUCAGUUCUACUAGCGAGGACGAGAAAAGGAGAGGCCAUAGGUUCGAAUCCCGUUGAAAUUUUUUUCGGGUUAAUUUGCAACUGCUUAAGAUUCAGUUACUACAGCUACGAUCAUAUCUUCAUUCAAAUUUAUUAAUCUUGUCGUCCUUACUAUGCUACAAAAUAUCUUCCUGUUAGUUUAGCUUUCCGUCUAGCCUAAUCCCUGAGCAAUAUGUAAAAUGUCCCACUUAUUGAACGUGUAUUGAAUAUUGGCCUAAUGUGUUUUUUUUCUGGUCGAUUUUCGGAAAUUUUAAGCGAUAUCUGGAAAUGAUCUUAUAGAACAAAAUAAUGGACUAAGAAACCGCUUAAAUAACUGAAAAUCAAUCAUAACUGAAUCCAUACAGGUGGCAAAGAACCAGAAAUUUUUAGUUACAAUGGGUAAUCAUUACCUUUUCAAUGCAACUCCUUUUUUGUCCGAGUACGGCUUCAACUACGACACUGACUCCGACUUCGCGGCUAGUGAAAACCACUAACCGGCCGGCACGCCGUGCGGAGUUUGGGAUACCUGUUCUAUGUUGCAGGUCGUCAACUCACAUAACCAAGAAGAAAAAAAUCCAAUUAAAUGAACACUUCCGAUCAAUUUCUAUGAGGUAUUUUAUAUUGCGUUGUUGCAGAAAGAAUAUUCGUUACUUAUUUAUCAAUUUUUUCCUCGUUCAAGCUAAACCAUGGGGUGCUUUCCAUUUAGGCAAAAUUUCUGGUUCGAUCGGUUUAAAUGGAAAUGGCACCCUCUGUUCGACCGGAAAUUUUCCGAAUCAAACGGACGAUCUUCCGAGGUAUUCCACUUCUUUCGCUCCAGCCAGUUGGAACAGAAAUUUCCGUUCCAUUAUAAUUAAGGAGUUUAAGCAAGAACGACGGCGACGGCUACGGAAACGUCACUUUAAAAGUGAAUUUGCGCUUCCUCAAACUAUCGCGCUUAUUCCAUCUCGCUUAAUUCGUCAAAUGUUGGCAAAUUUUUGGGAGUUGAAUUCUAAAGGACUGCAUCAAAGUUCAGAAAAAUAAAAAGAAAGUUGUUGUCUUGUGUUAAAUUUCUCGACAAAACGUGAAAUUACGCACUUUCACGUUGUAGUCGUGCAAUAAUGACAAUUGUUCAAAAAAACGUAAUGCACGUGCAGAGUUUUUGUUUUGCUUAUCUAAGGGCCUGUUUACAUGGAGGUGGGGGACCCCAGGUAGGUGAGGUAACUCGCCUAGGUUGGGUAGCCCGCCUGUCCAUAUAAUAUGUCAUUUUAAUUUGAUCACGUUUACAUGAUAGGUGGGGUGACCCGCCAAGGCGGGUAGCCCGGUCUACCAGACCGGGUUACCCUCUCAGCCGGGGUCAAAUUUUGCCAUGUAAACGUUUCAAGGUGGGGUAACCUGCCGGACCGGGGUCGGAUUCGUGAUACAUCACUGAAAUUCGCGCAAAAUUCACUUUGGCGGUGGCUUUCAUUAUUAUUAAAGUUAACAAUAGAAAGCCACAGCACUGAAGGUUGCAGCAAGAGCAACAAGUGAGUGAAGAAGUGCAUUAAUCGCCAAAACACGUGGUUUGCCAUCAUUUUUCUUGUUUACGUGCUUAGCGACCAUUCAAUAAUCUUGAGAAAGUGCACCCCGGGAUGGCGGGGUUGUAAUAUUGCAUGUAAAGGAGGGUUAUUUUUUUACCUCACCUAAGCAGGUUACCUCACCUACCUGGGAUCCCCCACCUCCAUGUAAACAGGCCCUAAAACUAUUGAUUUUUGCCGUCUCCGUUGCUUAAGCUCCCUAUUCUGUUUCGGCCGGCGGCUGGUGCCUACAUGGAAUUUUUCCCGCCAUUUCCAACGCUUGCUUAAGGGUUAGAUACAUUAUGCUGGAAAAGUAGCAUUAUGCUCGACUGAUUUUGGCUAUAUUUGAUGCCCUUCUCCAUGUCUGCAGGCAUUUUUAAGGUCGUUGACAAAGUUCUCUGGUAGUGAAUAAAAGCGAACUUGGUAUAAUCAGUCUUGUUGUGAUCGCUAAUUUGCUUAACCCCUUGUCCUCAAGAAACGAAAGGGCCUGUUUACAGAUUACUUUACUCCAAUAACAAUUGUAGAAAAUGAUGUUUGAAUUAAUUAAUCUGGCUUUUCUUUACAUCUUUUUUCAAGAUUUGUAUAGUGAGGAACUUGUUAACAUGGUCUCAGUUCAGUCCAAGCUUGAAGACAUUGCAUUUAAAAAGAAAAUGGAAUGCAGCUAUGCUCGAAAUCCCUAUACCAAUCACCAGCUACGACAGGCGACUAGCGAAGACGUUGUACAACAUAUAUCUAGAAAUGAGAAUUCAUUCAACAUGGUUACAAAUGGUGGUGAUGCGGAUAAUGUACGUGAACUCCCUCAUGGACGCGGAAAACUGAAAACUGUAACGGGUGAAGUGGUGUACAAUGGAGAAUGGUGCAAAGGUAAAGUCUUACGGCCCCAGUUGAAAUUAAGUUACCACCUUUGGGCACACACGUGCUCAAAGGGAUUAAUUGCCCAACAGAACCUCUACCAGUAUCAGAUUGUCGUUAAUCAUAUUUCACUUUUCGUUAGAUGUGUGUUUGUGACGGAUGUUACUGGAUUGCUUUUGGGUUGCCUUUUGCUCUUCUUUAGUCUUUUCCCUUAUUAUGUUUAAACCAAGUAAAACUAGUAAAUGUUCCGGUUGUAUCAGCACACGAUUUUAGCCCUCCGGCAAAACAAUGCCCUGGCCCGGACUUGGUCGAGGACGACUCAGACUCAGACCGCUGCGGCUGAACUGCCGGAAAAUACGGAUUCUAAUACCGUUCUUAUCAAGUCCUUGGUGGUCUCCGUUCAAAAAUUGACGAUGGACGUGCAGUCGCUUCGACAAGAAACUCAAGAAUUGCGUAAGUUAGCGUCUAUUCCGCCUGCAAGCGAUCCGCCCCACUUCUUCUUCUUCUUCGCUUGCCAAGAACGCAGCCACAGAUGUUACCCUGCCUGAGCUGAGAGCCAUGACCGCUCUGGUUUCUACGGUCGACCGUCGGGUAAAUUAAUUUGGUUUACUCUACUCCGAGGCUAGCGACACCGAUGGCAAAAAUGUUCAUUUCCCAGCUGCCGGUUUUACGGUCAGCGCCCACCUCUGGACAACCUUAAGCUUAAAAAUGUGUAAAUGUGAAUAUCAUAUUAUCCACUCCACUACACCGGGCACUAUGUGCCCUAUUCUUUACGAAGAGCGUGUGGGUUCUUUAACGUCCCACAGAUUUUUUAUUAUAUGUGUAAGAGCUUGUGAGACAGGGCCUACGGUUUGUAGUCCUUAUCCGAGAAGACUAGAAAGUCAAACCGUUUGCAGAUGUUAUUACAAAGGCGGGCACUUUCUCCUCAGUUAUUUAAAGACCCUGACUGUGGGUCCGGCCGGGUUUUGAACCUACGGCCUCCCGCUCAGCAGACCGGCGCUUAUCCCAUUGAGCUAACCGGUUCGGGUAAGUUGAGAUCUGGUCGAGAAGCCAAACCUACCAGUUCAGUUUUGUACCCUCAGCUUUGGCCCCAGAGUUUCAUUUGUCUCACCCGCACUCAACUUGAGGUUCAUUAUGAAGAUCGUGCAUGUACAAUGGCCGAGCUUGUGGCCGGUUAUGCCCAAAUUUUACAGUCCAAAGAUAUCAUUUCUCUGGAGGUGUCGAAGCGACAGAAGCAUUUGGUCUCCUUAAUCUGCUUAAUGUACUUUGCGCAGCAGUUUACGUGGUCGGCAUUUCUUGAUAAAUUCCACGACGCUGUUCUACUUGAAAUUGAGCGGGCCCUUAUUCAGUGGGGUGACUCUUUUAUGCACUUGGAGAGGCGCACAUUAUAUGGCCAUCCUGUACCUGAAACAUUGACUGCUGAGUCAAGUUCAUUCAAGUCUUCUCCGUUACCCAUUUUAUUUUGUCGCGACUAUCAACCAGACGCUAUCCCUGUCUUUGACUUACGCAAUCAUCGGGGAGCAUUUAAUUUUCCGGCUGUCGUCGAAGCAUAUCUCACUAGUGAUAAUCAACUUGGUCGGGUUGCGGGUUCGUUGUUUCUCCGCCUCAUUCAGUACAGAAACGCGAUUCCAGCCAGCGGCGUGUUAUUGUCGAUUUAAGUUGGCCUUGUGGCCAUUCCGUUAAUGAUGUUAUCCCAAGUGACUCAUUUCUUGGCUAUCAGGUCGAUUUGACUUACCCGACUAUUGACGAUAUUGUAGAAGCAAUUUUUUCUCUUGGUCGUGGUUGUUUGCUGUAUAAGCGAGACCUUCGUAUAGCCUAUUAUCGUCAGUAACACAUUUUUGGUUUCUUCGUCAUAAAAUGAAUAGUCCUUCAGGAAACUGUUAAUUUGUUUCCUUUGAAUUUCGAUCUUUCAUAAGAUUCGUGAGAAACUAAUUUAUUUCUAUUUCCUUGCUUUCUUUUCUGUCAAUUAAGGCAAGAGACAUGGAAAAGGUGAAUGCUUAAUUCUUAGCUUGCAUGGCAUUAACAAUGCGGUUCUUGAGCAUGGAUUUUACACUGGCGGAUGGAAAAAUAACAUGAGGUAAUUAGCUAGCCGUUUUCUAGUGACUGUUAUUAAAUUUAAGAGAAAUCUCUCUGUGUAUCUAUGAAGUAAAAUUUUCUAUGAAUAGGAGCCGUUCUGUACUCCUGUAUUCUUUCCGUCUGUGUCACAAGGAAGCAACAAUUCUAGGAGUGCUGCGCUACUCAAAGAAGUAAUUUGAGGUAGUCAUCGUCAUAAACUUUGUAGGUAAAAACAUAGUGGUCGAUCUGUUCAUCGCGAUGGAUAAUUUGAAAAGUUGAAUAUAGUAGUAUAGGGCGCACCGAUUACCUAUUUCUUGUGCAUUCCGACAAGCUUUUGUAAACUAGCCUGUGAAUGAACAUUGACAUGACUAUGACAUUAACAAUAAUAAGCACUUCUUCAAGAUCACCAGACGUUCUAUUUUAGUAUAAGCGGAUUGACAAGUUUUAAGUUAUUUUAAUGGGGAAUAGUCAUAGUUUUCGAGAAAGAUCACUAAACCGUAACGUUACUUCGGUUGAUCGUCCUAGUACUGGUUCAAUGAGUGUUCAGAGGGCAAUCUGUGCAUAUUAUUGACGCCUAGGGCAAACUGGCCCUUGAAUAAAAGUGAUAAUGCAUCUAAGGCUAGUACAACAACAGGUUGCCCAGCCUCACUGAUUGCACUACAGUACGUAUCCUGCAAAAUUGCAGUGUUUACAUGGGGAUUUAAAAGUUACGCUCCUAAAAUUUGUAGGAAAAACCAAGUAAACGUCAAUGAAACUUACUCCGUAGAGUGCCCACAGUAGUCUCCAGUCCCCACAAAAAAAGCUUCCUAUGUUCGUCUCGGAAAAAAAGAUUGCGAUAUGAUGUUCUUCUUACUAGGCAUGGCAGUGGGAAAAUGAUGUUUUCCUCCGGUGCUGUUUAUGAAGGUCAGUGGCAGUUUGACAGAAUGACAGGAUAUGGUACCUUGAAGCUCCCAGAUGGAACCAUCCAGCAGGGGACUCGGAAAGACGGCUCCUUACAGGGCUGCGCUGUUUUCACCUGGCCACAUGGUACCACAGAGUAUCGCGAAUUUGAUGGCAGUGGUAAAGGCAGGUUUUUUAAUUUGUUUUUUCAAAACGAACUAUCUUCUAAUGCGUAAUGAAGUAGUUUUAGCAGGAGUAGUGGUGGUUGUCUUAGCAGCAAAAACUGUGUUUAAGCCUUGCAAUUGGUUGCCGGAAGAUAGUGCUCAUCAUUGAUUAAAAGGAUUUGAAGAAAUAAAACCAUGUUGUUAAUAUAACUAAGAAUAAAGUACAGAAAGCAAUAGCGCAGAGCUGUAAACACCAGAGGUUGUGGCUCAGCAAGUUAUAUAAUGAACGUCUUAAUUUUAUAACCUAACUAAGAUUGCUUUUACAAUCAAUUAUAGCUCCAGCGUCUUGUCGCACAAUUGAAAAAGAAGUUGCUGAUAAUCUGUUACAAAAGAAUGUCGUUCGCCGGCAGCUGCUUGAUUUGCGAGAAUGUGUUACUGAGUUAAGAGAUGAGAAACUCCGUCUUACAGAGGAGCUUAACGCCCAGAAAGUGAUAUACGACGAGUUGGUCAACAAAGUUUACACAUCUGUGUUCGAGAUUCGUGAAAGCUUUAGGGAACAGCAGAAACGGAAUGAUCAGAAACUGAUAGAAGAGCUGAACAAAGCUUCGGAUGAAGUCAAAACCACACAAAGGGAACUGGAGGAAGCCAAGGGGGGGCUACUAUGCCAGAUAUGUUUUGAGCGACGGCGAGACUGCAUUAUUUUGCCUUGUGCUCAUCUUCUAUACUGCAGGCAGUGUGUGUCUGAACAUAAAAGAAGGGGUGAUUCACGCGGCUGUCCCGCCUGCCGAGGGCCUAUUAACUGUGAGCUUCAGUGUAACAUUAAUCAUCCGUCGUAAGAGCUUGAAGGUAGUGCACAAGGAAUGAGAAAGGACAAAUGGUAGAAAGAUAGUACGAUGA
Messenger RNA from Porites lobata, 7303 nucleotides. Lineage: Eukaryota; Metazoa; Cnidaria; Anthozoa; Scleractinia; Poritidae. The record is from the annotation of a GenBank genome assembly.